This is a messenger RNA of Nematostella vectensis (starlet sea anemone), 3208 nucleotides long. RefSeq names its product protein sidekick-1-like. Lineage: Eukaryota; Metazoa; Cnidaria; Anthozoa; Actiniaria; Edwardsiidae. Gene Ontology annotation, cellular component: external side of plasma membrane; signaling receptor complex. The transcript has 12 exons. Gene Ontology annotation, molecular function: cytokine receptor activity; cytokine binding. The coding region runs from base 359 to 3208 and encodes 949 amino acids. The record is from RefSeq and is a predicted model, not a curated record. Gene Ontology annotation, biological process: cytokine-mediated signaling pathway.
GUCAUCACCAACUUUGACGUAAGCGCAAGCGGAACGCACGAGAAAGCAAUAACAAUGCAAAGCAUUCUGGUCAGCCUGGUAAGCCUGCCACUUUAAGAUCAAUCAAUAACAUUUAUUUUUGUAAUUCCGUCUACUAGUACCGACUGCCUCACCUCAAUCCGUCCAGUGCCUAGCGCUUAACUCUACCGUCAUCCGUCUCACUUGGGCUUUGAGUCAUUUCCACGUCCACGGAAUAGUGCUUGGUUACGCCGUGAGUUUUGUUGGGUGGCGUGACGAGAGCAUCGCGCGUGAGCAUCUCUCGUGUUCCUCGCGCGCGUGGUACGAUGUGCGUGAACUCCACGAAUACACUACAUACAACAUGUCGGUUCUUGUGUUCAACGAGAAAGGCAAAGGGCCGUAUUCACCGCCAAUCAGCUGCACCACCUUGGAGGACGCACCAUCUGCGCCACCGCUUAAUGUCAGCGGCUACAACACAAGUGACAGUAGUCUUCAAUUGCUAUGGCAACCAGUGGAAGCCACUCACAGAAACGGACGAUUGGUUGGCUACAAAAUUCGCUAUCACAUGACCGGGGACUUGGUUAACUUUGCCGUGAGGGAGAGUCGUCUCCUCAACACAAGUCUGACGGGUCUUCUUCCAUAUACUGAUUACGUCAUCACGGUGUGCGCGUAUACUGUUGCGGGGGAGGGGCCGUGGAGUGCCCCUGUUAUCAUCAAGACCGACGAAGAGGCCCCUAAGAUCCCGCCAGCUAACGUACAAGUCUUCAACACAAGUAAUACGUCACUCUCCGUUACCUGGCAACCGAUUCACGCAAGCCAAGUGGCGGGGAUCCUCAAAUACUACAAAGUGAUCCUAACAGAGCUUGACCUUGAUGGGAACCCUGUGGUUGGACCUAAUACGACAAGUCGUAGCCUGACGGUACCUGUGAUCAGCGGUGUAUCGGUGGAGAUCACGGGUCUGUUGUUGUUCACUAAUUACAGUGCUGUUGUGGUGGGCGUGACUAGAUUCGAGGGUGUUCCGAGUGCACCUGUCUACGCCAUGACAGAUGAGGACGGUAAGUGGUGGUCAUUGCUAAUUCCCAGUCGACCCCCGACAAAUCUAAAGGCCCAGAACACUAGCUCAACAAGCCUAGCCGUCGCCUGGCAACCACUGAGUGACAGCUUCUUCAUUCACGGUGUUCUCCGUGGUUACCAAGUCUCCUAUCACCGCGUCGACGGAGUAGACCUGAGGAGGAGAGUGGAAGUUGUAUGUGCUGGAAUUUUGUCUGUAAAUUUGACUGGUCUGGAUCAGUUUGUGAAUUAUAGCAUUAGUGUCCAUGCCCUAACGGUUAAGGGACACGGCCCGGCUGCUACAGUAUACUCUACAACCGACCAAGAUGUACCCGCGCUACCACCAGCAAACGUCACCGGGUUCAAUAUUAGCAAAAACGCUAUCACAGUCACGUGGUAUGACGUCAUUCUUUUGGAACAGGACGGGGUUAUUCUAGGUCAUGAGCUGAUGUACAACAAGACGAGCCUGCGGGGUGACAGCGAAUUGCGGUCAGGCCGUAGACGCAGGAGUAUUCAAUCAGUAGAGCACCACACAGCCCAUGUGCGUCACCGUAGGACGCUAGACCCAGUCUCUACCCUUGUGCCUCUCCCUGCCUGGCAGCGUAACUACACCAUAACAGGCCUGGAGCCAUAUUCGCUGUACCAGAUAGCAGUGCGCGCCUUCACCAUCAAGGGUUACGGCCCGUGGAGUGAAGUAUUCACAGUCAGGACUGACGACGAAGACCCCCAAGUUUCUCCGAAGAAUGUGACCGCGCGUAACACGAGCUCCACCUCCCUCCUGGUUACGUGGCAAAGGAUAGAUCCCGCCCUUGUCGCCGGAAUCCUGCGCUUCUAUAAAAUUCUUUACGCAGUAGUUCCAUUCAAUCUCACAAGUAACGCAACAAGUAAUGCAACGCUUGGUCACGCCAACUACAGUCACGUGACUGUACCGGAAACACAGUCGUCGGUUGAGCUGACGGGUCUCAGGAGAUAUACAAACUACAGCUUGCGGGUGAUGGGCGUGACCAGACAUGAGGGUGUCAUGAGCCAACCUAUCUACGCCCACACUGAAGAAGACACACCCAGUCUUCCUCCUCCAAACAUUACCGUGACGCUAUCAAGCUACUCCAGCCUGAACGUGUCCUGGUCACCAAUCCCCGCGCCUCAAACACAUGGCAUCCUCCUCGGCUACGUUCUUUAUUACAGUCUCACCACUAAUAAUCACAGCCGAACCAACGUCACGCUCCCGCCAAGUGUGACGUCAUACCACGUGACGGAGCUCAAGGCGUCGAAUUGGUACUCCUUCUGGUUGCUAGGAUACACAGCCAAGGGUCAUGGGGUGCUUAGCAAAGAGCAUACGGGACUAACUGAUGAAUCAGUUCCUAGCAAGCCACCAAUAAACGUCACCGUUUUAAACUUCACCGCCCCUGACGGUUUAAACGUGUCUUGGGGCCCAAUCCCCCGAGGAUUUACCCACGGCGUGUUAAUCGGAUACCGGAUAUUUUACAUGCAAGUCCGAGACACGGGUAAGGAAGUAAAGGGCGUGGAGUUGAAUAUGACAGUUGGCCCGGACGUGAACUCGACCGUGCUGAGAGGUCUAGAGAACUACGCGGUGUAUGCAGUACGGGCUGUUGGCCUCACCAUCAAGGGCCAGGGAGUCACGAGUCAGCCUGUCUAUGGAGAGACGUGUCGCUGCACUCGUCACCUAUCCACGUCAUACUACCUGGUGGAGCCUUACGUCACACGCAACAAUUCAUCGUCCUUGACGGGAAUCGUGCCAUGGAUCCUGAACGAGGUUAUCCAAGGGUGCUGCGGGGUCUGCUAUAAUGGUCACGGCACCACAGUUAUUGACUUCCAGCUUGACGGAGAAGGAGGGGAAGCAGAGAAACACAACAUCUCCCGUCUAACCCAGGGCACAGUCGGAGAAACCGACUUGACAUUUCCGGUCAGCGGCUUCAAGGGGCAAGAAAAGUACGGCGUGCACAAAUUUGUGCAGAUAAUCAUCGCCCCAGGCGUCGCGCUAAUAGUCCCACCACAGGAAUCCCAAGAGUCAUCUUCAGCCUUCUCUAAUGCGAUAUUGGACAGCUGGACGUUACUCGUGUUGAUGCUGAUAUUCAUCUACAUCGCUGGGAUAACUAUAUGGGCGGUGGACUUUGAGGUUACCGAGCACCGAAGAGCGUGA